CAAGGCCACAGGCGAGGAUGGAAUUACAGCGGAGCUUCUGAAAGGGGUGGAAAACCGGUAAUCUAACUCUUCCAUGGUGGCAUUCCACCGGAGGCGUGGAGCAGAAGUGCGGUGGUCUUGUUCUUCAAGAAAGGUGACAACGCUCUUUUGAAGAACUACAGACCGAUUUCCUUUCUGAGCCGCGUCUACGUGCUGUUUUUGAGAAUCAUUACGAAUCGUCUCGCGCGCAGACUUGACGACUUCCAGUCUCCCGAACAAGCCGGUUUCCGAAAAGGCUUUAGCACCAUAGAACACAUACACACCCUUCGGCAAAUUGUACAGAAAUCCGAGGAUUACAAUUUGCCACUGUCAUGUUUGUUUGUGACAUGAUACACAUGUCUGGCGUAUGUGGACUAUGAGAAAGCCUUUGAUUACGUCGAAAUUUGGGCGGUGCUGCAGUCCCUUCAGUGAUGCCAAGUUGACUGUCGGUAUAUCGAAGAGCUGAAGUGCUUGUACAGUAGGGCUACGAUGGCUAUCCGAGUAAAGAACCAGAGUACAAAAACUAUCCAAUUGCAGAGAGGUGUAAGACAGGGUGACGUCAUAUCCCCGAAACUCUUCACCGCUGCAUUGGAAGACGUUUUCAAGCUUCUGGACUGGAAAGUAUACGGUAUUAACAUCAAUGACGAGUACCUCACUCACCUUCGAUUUACCGACGAUAUAGUCCUUAUGGCAGAAUCACUGGAGAACCUAAGUACUAUGCUUAAUGACCUCAGUAGUGUUUCCCAACGGAUAGGUCUUAAGAUGAACAUGGACAAAACAAAGAUCAUGUUUAAUGUCCAUGUCGGUACCUGUACCGUACCGGUACCUAUGCCGGUAUUUGUCGGGAGCACUAAGCUCGAAGUUGUUGACAAGUAUGUUUACCUGGGACAAAUAGUACGACUAGGUUAGUCCAACUUCGACUGAGAGGUCAAUCGACGGAUUCAACACGGCUGGGCAGCGUUCGGGAAAUUACGGCACAUCUUCUCGUCAGGUAUACCUCGAAACUUGAAAACGAGACUGUACAACCAGUGCGUGUUGCCAGUGAUGGCCUAUGGUACUGUGACGUGGUCCUUCACUGCUGGCCGGAUGAGGAAGCUCAAGGUCGCUCAGUGAGCUAUUGAGAGGGCUCGGAGUUUCUCUGCGUGAUAAACUUAGAAAUGAGGAUAUCUGCAGUAGAACCAGAGUGAUCGACAUAGCCCAACGGAUUAGUAAGCUGAAGUGGCAAUGGGCCGGCUAUGUAGCUCGAAGAACCGACAACCGAUGGGGAAAAAAGUUUCUCGAGUGGUGGCCUCGUACCGGCGGGCGAAGUGUAGGGCGUCCCCUCACUAUAUGGAGUGACGGCCUGGUAAGAUAUGCAGGAAGUCGAUGGAUGGAAGUGGCUCAGGACCGUGCUUUGUGGCAUUCCUUGGGGGAGGCCUAUGUUCAGCAGGGGACUUGUGAAGGACUGUAAUGAUGAUGAUUAUUAACUUAAAAUCAAUAUAUAAUAAUUUGAAUUCAAUGCAAGCGUUUUUGUUCCUUUUGUGAAAUCUUUACUCUUCAUUGGGGCCCCCCAACAAAUUUUGAUACAGGGCCCAUCUAAGGCACGCUACGCCACUGUUUGUUACGGUUAUCUUAUUAUACUAUUUUCAGGAAGCUUAGAUCAAAGUAGUGUCAUACCUUUGGUUGAUGGGGGAACAGAAGGAUUUAAGGGCAAUGCAAGAGUUAUUUUACCAGGAAUGAGUGCUUGCAUAGAAUGUACACUAGAUUUAUAUCCUCCGCAAAAAACCUUUCCAUUGUGUACUAUUGCUAAUACACCAAGGUAUAUUAUUUUGUUUAAAUAUCUACUAUGUAUGUUUUUUCCUCUUUAAGUUCAUAAAAUGUAUUUAUUAUUACAUUAAUUGGUUAUUCUAUGAUAAUCAAUAGCCGUGGUAGUUCAGGGGCUUUCUCGCACGUACUGUGCUUUUUUCAUUAAAAGCACAGUAUGUGAGCACUCAGGUUCGAUUCCCGCCGGCACUAAUAAAAUUGUUAAUUGUAAUUUUAAUUGCUGAUUAACUACAUGCCUCGGCAGUGGAAUAAAACAUUGCUAGGAAAAAAUAAAAAAAAUAUAUACAGGGAUACAUGUGAAAUUUGUGCAAUUGACUGACAAUUUAGUAGUUCUUAUUUCUUCUCUGUCAGUCCACAGAUAUCUACAUAAUAUACAAAUAUAAUUGAUUAAGAAAGUCAUCAAAAUACAGAUGCAAUGUCAGCCAUGAGAACUAAGAUAAAAUGUCUUGUUACCAUUAAAUGGAUAUCCAAUCCUCGCUACUCAUUAUACAAAAUACAGCAGUGCUAUGCCUGUAGUAUUCAAAGCCAGUAUGGUCCUGUCUUUGUAAAGCACACAGUAGUGCUGCAGAUGUAAAACACUUUAGUGUGGCUCUAUCAUGUAUAAAUGGGUUGAUAGCUUCUCUCAGGUCGCCACCACACGUCUAAUUUUUGUUAGAAAAAAUUAUAAUAAUUAUUCUACAAUUAAAAGUUGGUUUCUACCACCUUGGUUCCAUUUCUGAACACUCUUUUGGUGUCAUGAUACAGAAUCGUAAUGUUUUGGGCUGUAUUUAUUAUUCAUAUAUCAUUCAUUAUAAGAUGGGAUUUAUUGUAAUUUGUUUAACUGACUUCAAAAAGGAAGAGGUACUCAAUUCAAGUACGCCGCAUGAGUCAUGUUUUUUCGUGCGUGCAGCCAGCUUCAUCAAAUUAGAAAACGUUGUUGCGUCAAAAUUAAUUUAAUCACGGUCUGACUAGCAGGUUUUGAGUUAUCCUUAAUAAUUUAUAUUACCACUUGUUAACUAUAACAAGUGGUAAAAUUAAUAAUUUUGUACAACCAACUUCAAUAUAAAUACAAUUUAUUGUUGAUUUUUUAAAAACCGCUUGACUCAUUUCGAUAAAAUUUAAAUGGCACGACCUGUUAAAUAUACUCUUUGAAGCAAAAAAGAAUUUUCCAAAUCGGUUCAGGCAUCUUCGAGUAAUCGGUGAACAUACAUAAAAAAAAAAAAAGAUUCCAAUGAAUUGUUAACCUUCUUUUCUUCCUUCCUUUAUUUAAGUUGGUUGAAAAGAACUACACUGAUGUAUUAGGUAAUUCCUGUUAUGAUUAAGUUUAAUAAAUAAAUAAAUUGUCAGCCUUUUUCAAUCCAUUGUUGGACAUAGGUAUCUGUUUCUUACUCACCACACACUCACUCACAUCUUAUAUUAGUAAAAGUUCCAUACCUAAAUCACUAAUAUUCCGGCUCCUCCUUACUAGAGCGAGAUAUUUGAGUUUGGCAUAUUUGCAUUGAUAUACAGACAUUUGGUCAAUGGUGUAUAUAGAAUAAGGGUGACAAACGAGCACAGUCCAUCUGAUGGUAUGUGGUUGCUGUGGCCCAUAGACAUCUACAAUUAUCCUCGAUUAAAAAUUAAAUUGCAGAUGUGUUGUCACUCCUGAGGACUAAGACAGAAUACCCCUUUUCCAGUAAAAAGAGUCUGGUUCUCUACAUUCACCAUAUGAGCUGAACCAUUCGUGCUACAACCAUAAUAUAGAUGCACUUUGGCUCUAUCACAUAAAUUAACAUAAUUUUGUAUAAUACAGCAGUUAACUUUGGUAUUGAUCACAAACAAACCUUAAUCUGAACUUAUUACAUGAGGUAUUCGUUAAGCACUAGUAGCAGAAGGUAAAUGUCUCCGUUUUUGUGCAUAUAUUUAGUGUUAUAUUUUAUACCAUUAUAAGUGAAAGGAUUUUUUUUAAAUACUAAAACUUAUUUUUUGUAUUGCUUAGAUUGCCUGAACACUGUAUUGAAUAUGUAAAAGUUAUUCAGUGGCCUAAGGAGAAUCCUUGGGGUAAUGCAACUCCAUUGGAUGGAGAUGACCCACAACAUGUAGCAUGGGUGUUUGAAAAAGCACAAGAGAGGGCCACAAAACAUGGUAUAACAUCAGUUACCUACAGACUGACUCAAGGUGUAUUGAAAAACAUUAUUCCUGCUGUAGCCAGCACAAAUGCUGCAAUAGCUGCUACAUGUGCAACUGAGGUUUUCAAGCUAGCAUCAUCAUGUUGUACUAACAUGAACAAUUAUAUGGUUCUCAACAUGGCUGAUGGAGUAUACACCUAUACAUUUAGUGCAGAGAAGAAACCAGAUUGUGUUGCCUGUAGUAAUACAACUCGCAUAUUGGAAGUUGAGGCAGAUGCAGUUUUGAUGGACAUAUAUGAGAAGCUGAAGGAAGAUCAAGCAUAUCUCAUGAAAAAUCCAGGUAUAACAACAGUUAUCAAUGGACGUAACAAGACCUUGUAUAUGCCUUCGAUCAAGAGUAUAGAGGAAAGAACAAGAGAUAAUUUG
Molecule: messenger RNA, 4334 nt
Organism: Parnassius mnemosyne (clouded apollo)
Lineage: Eukaryota; Metazoa; Arthropoda; Insecta; Lepidoptera; Papilionidae
Source: the annotation of a GenBank genome assembly